This is a messenger RNA of Dipodomys ordii (Ord's kangaroo rat), 2175 nucleotides long. It is a transcript of the gene Vangl1, whose product is annotated as VANGL planar cell polarity protein 1. The transcript is spliced from 8 exons. Lineage: Eukaryota; Metazoa; Chordata; Mammalia; Rodentia; Heteromyidae. Gene Ontology annotation, cellular component: plasma membrane. The record is from RefSeq and is a predicted model, not a curated record. Bases 131 to 1705 code for a protein of 524 amino acids. Gene Ontology annotation, biological process: multicellular organism development.
GUAAGAACAGCAGCACGCACGUGGUAUUCAGGGUUUGCUCCCACGCGGCUUCCCUGGCUCCCCAAGGCCUCUGACACUUGUGGGGGCCACAGGCCCUACCUGAGGAAGACGCCCCUGGCCCUCCGUUGCUAUGGAUACGGAGUCCACCUACUCUGGGUACUCCUACUACUCAAGCCACUCCAAAAAGUCUCACCGACAGGGAGAAAGAACUAGAGAGAGACACAAAUCACACAGAAAUAAAGAUGGUAGAGGGUCGGAAAAAUCCGUCACCAUUCAAGCGCCGCCUGGAGAGUCCCUGUUGGCAAACGACUCUACGCAGAACGAGGAAGUGCAGGAUGACAACUGGGGUGAGACCACCACGGCCAUCACGGGCACCUCGGAACACAGCAUCUCCCAGGAGGACAUCGCCCGCAUCGGCAAGGACCUGGAGGACAGCGUGGGGCUGGACUGCCGGCGCCACCUCAGCCUGGCCCUGGCUGCCCUCCUAGGCCUGCUGGUCUUCCUCACGCCUGUAGCCUUCCUUCUGCUGCCGCCCGCGCUAUGGAGGGCAGAGCUGGAGCCCUGCGGCCCCAUCUGUGAGGGGCUCUUCAUCUCCAUGGCCUUCAAGCUCCUUAUCCUGCUUGUGGGCACCUGGGCGCUGUUCUUCCGCCGGCCGCGGGCCACCGUGCCCCGGCUCUUUGUCUUCCGCGCCCUGCUCCUGGUCCUAGUCUUCCUGUGCGUGGUCUCCUACUGGCUGUUCUUCGGGGUCCGCAUCCUGGACCCGCGUGACCGGAGCUACCAGGGCAUCGUGCAGUACGCAGUCUCCCUGGUGGACACGCUGCUCUUCAUCCACUACCUGGCCAUUGUCCUGCUGGAGCUGCGGCAGCUGCAGCCCGCGUUCACCCUGCAGGUGCUCCGCUCCUCCGACGGCGAGGCGCGCUUCUACAGCCUGGGCCACCUGAGCAUCCAGCGAGCAGCUCUGGUGGUUCUGGAAAAUUACUACAAAGAUUUCUCCAUCUAUAACCCGAACCUCUUAACAGCCUCCAAGUUCCGAGCAGCCAAGCACAUGGCCGGCCUGAAGGUCUACGAUGUGGACGGCCCGGCGAACAGCACCACAGGCCAGUCCCGUGCGAUGAUUGCUGCAGCCGCACGGCGCAGGGACUCCAGCCACAACCAGCUGUACUACGAAGAGGCAGAGCAUGAGCGGCGGGUGAAGAAGCGGAGAGCCAGGCUGGUGGUGGCCGUGGAAGAGGCCUUCCUCCACAUCCAGCGUCUCCAGGCCGAGGAGCAGCAGAAGGCCCCGGGAGAGGUGAUGGACCCAAGGGAGGCGGCACAGGCCAUCUUCCCGUCCAUGGCCCGAGCGCUGCAGAAGUACCUGCGUACUACGCGGCAGCAGCACUGCCACAGCAUGGAGGGCAUCCUGCAGCACCUGACCUUCUGCAUCACCCACAGCAUGACGCCCAAGGCGUUUCUAGAACGAUACCUCAGCGCAGGCCCCACGCUGCAGUACGACAGGGACCGCUGGCUGGCGACGCAGUGGAGGCUGGUCAGCGAAGAGGCAGUGACGAGCGGGCUGCGGGACGGGAUGGUGUUUGUCCUGAAGUGCCUGGACUUCAGCCUGGUGGUGAGCGUGAAGGAAAUGCCCUUCACCGUCCUCUCCGAGGAGUUCCUGGACCCCAAGGCCCACAAGUUUGUUCUUCGCUUGCAAUCAGAGACGUCGGUCUAGAACUUCUGCACAGGUGGCUUUCUUUUGAAAAGAAGCAGCAGCAGAAGAGGAUAAGCAGAGAUGUGUCCGUGCUGAGGGUCUCGUGAGUUCUUGGUGACGGACUGGCAGUGACAGCAGCCCCUGUGCGCGCCCGCACUUUACUUGAAGGAGGAAGAGGUGGCACCGCCCCGUCCACACCCCCCGUGGCGCUUGGGGCUUCUUCGUGGAUGGAACUUUUCAAGAAGCUGUGCCCAGAGUUCCUGGGACAGCAACCAACCAAAGUGGAGCUGCUGCCGCCAGCCCGGAGCCCACCCCCAUCGGCUCAUCCCUGUGACAGCUGUCAAUCAAAGCAGAGCUGCUGCAGGGAGCCCCGCCCCCAGCCACCCCCCUUACGCCCCCUCCCCCCAUCUCUGGGCCACUCCUCAUGCUGUGAGGGGACUAGUCUUUAUUUGGCUUCAGGAUACCAGAUACUGUGCCUGUGUGUGUGUGUG